Messenger RNA from Pantherophis guttatus, 1173 nucleotides. It is a transcript of the gene LYRM2, whose product is annotated as LYR motif containing 2. The record is from RefSeq and is a predicted model, not a curated record. Gene Ontology annotation, cellular component: mitochondrion. Lineage: Eukaryota; Metazoa; Chordata; Lepidosauria; Squamata; Colubridae.
GCGCCGAAGAGUCCCCGCCCCAGACCAUAAAAGGGGCCGAAGGGAGGGAGCGAGCGUGAGCCAUGGCGGCCACCCGGCUACCCCCGACGGCCUUAAGCCUGAAGCAGUUCCUGAGAAGACAGCAGGUUCUUCAGUUAUACAGAAAAAUCCUCAGAACCAUUCGUCAGAUCCCCAAUGAAGCAGAUCGUUGCUACAUGAGAGACUGGGCGAGGGAAGAUUUCAAAAGGAAUAAAGAGACUACAGAUGAGGAUACAAUUAAGAUGAUGAUCACUCACGGCAACCUACAGCUUCAGGAGCUUGAGAGAACACUAAAAUUGGCAAAAUCCUAGGCUUAAUUCUGCUUACAAGUUAAAACAAUUUUUCCUUGUAGCUAACUGCAAAGACAUUAAGUGGGAGGAGCCGUGCUGAUAAUCCAAAAAUGCCUUGUGUAUACUUCUCAAAAGUUUGAUGGAAGACCUGCUGAAUACUCUGUGAGGUAUAAAUACCAUAUGUCUAAAGAUUAAGAUGCAAUAAGAAUAAAAAGACAAGCAAUAACAGCAACAUCUGGACAAUCCAUGUGAAAAGUGCAAAAGUAGAGAAAGGGAAUUUGAUAUCUUAGAUUUAUGAAUUACACUUGUAAAUACAAGAAUACCAUCACUCAUUGGAACAAUUUACUUUUACAUGUAUUAUGUUUACCUAGAGAGUUCCACAAAGUAAAGAACUGAAUGUUUAUCAGUGCUGCACAAAGCUUUGAAGGGAUGAUUUAAUGAGAUAUAAAUAUGCCUUUGAACUGAAUCGUUGAAUUUCAUCUCCAAGGUAAUAAAGGUAGUUCAGAGUGGCUUCAGUCAAUUUGAAGAGGGUUCUAUGGACUUCUGGUACUUUCUGGCUUCGGUGUUGUAUUCUUUUUCUUCUAAAAACAAACUAAGUUGAAGGAGAAUGGAAUGUUUUCUUACAUUGACAUGAGUUGACCAGUGUUUAUUAUAUAUAAGUUUAUUUGCAACCAUAGGUUUUAGCAAAAUAGUUAGCCAGUACAUUUUAUCUCUUUCUAGAACUAUGCCUAUGGAAGUAGUUCAUGUACUUGGGUGAACAAGUAUAGAGUGGAUCCAAUGUUGCUGUUAUAUAUCUCUGGCUCUUUAGAAUUUGUUUAGGCAAGUUUAUUUGUAAAGAGAAAAAUAAAGAGAUCCAGUUUUGUUA